AAUAUAAAUGGAACAUGCCUGGCAACAGUAGUAUCUGGUGAAAUGGCGUCUGGUUACCUUGUGCUCGGUUUAUUUUAGCUAUUUGAUUAGCAAGCUAUAUUCAAUAACCUUUGACUGUGAAUAGAAGUUCAUUUUCAAUAUAAUAAAUAACGUCAUUGUUAUAUUUCAAAAUGUCUGACUCAGAAGAGGACAGUCAAGAUAAGCAACUUAAAAUUGUAGUCAUCGGGGACGGCGCAUCAGGGAAGACGUCCCUCGCCACCAGGUUUGCACAGGAGGCCUUUGGGAAACAAUACAAACAAACCAUUGGCCUUGAUUUCUUUCUGAAGAGAAUAACUCUGCCAGGCAACUUGAAUGUUACUUUGCAAGUGUGGGAUAUUGGAGGUCAAUCGAUUGGAGGGAAAAUGCUGGAUAAAUAUGUCUACGGGGCUCAGGGUAUUCUUCUAGUGUACGACAUUACAAACUACCAGAGCUUUGAGAAUCUGGAGGACUGGUACGGCAUGAUCAAGAAGGCCAAUGAAGAGUCAGACGUCCAGCCUGUGGUCUCACUGGUGGGAAACAAAAUUGACCUGGAGCACAUGAGGACAGUGAAGGCUGACAAACACCAGCGCUUCUGCCAAGACAACGGCCUCAUCAGUCAGUUCGUAUCAGCCAAGACCGGAGACUCAGUGUUCCUGGCAUUCCAGAGAGUGGCUGCAGAGAUUCUGGGGGUGAAGCUCAACAAAGCAGAGAUUGAGCAGUCCCAGCGUGUGGUGAAGGCAGACAUCGUGAACUACAGUCAAGAACCUGUGGCGAGGACAGUCAACCCCCCGCGCAGCUCCAUGUGUGCGGUGCACCUGCUGCUGGGGACAAUAAAAGGCCACUUUAAAAUGUGCACUUUUGUCACACAAAACAAUGCCACAGAUGUCUCAAGUUUUGAGGGAGCGUACAAUUGGCAUGCUGCCUGCAGGAAUGUCCACCAGAGCUGUUGUCAGAUAAUUUAAUGUUAAUUUCUCUACCAUAAGCUGCCUUCAAUGUUGUUUUAGAGAAUUUGUCAGUAAGUCUAACCGGGCAUCACAACUGCAGACCACGUGUAACCAGUCCAGCCCAGGACCUCCACACCCAUCUUCUUCACCUGCGGGAUCGUUUGAGACCAAACAGCUGAUGAAACUGAGGAUUAUUUCUGUCUGUAAUAAAGCACAUUUGUGGGGGGAAACAAAUUUUAUUGGCUGGGCCUAUGCCCUCCCAGACCCACCCAUGCCUGUGCCCCUGCCCAGUAAUGUGAAAUCCAAAGAUUAGGGCCUAAUGAAUUUAUUUCAAUUGACUGAUUUCCUUAUAUGAACUGUAACUCUGUAAAAUCGUAGAAAUUGUUGCAUGUUGCGUUUCUAUUUUUGUUCACUAUAUUUGGCAUUUUUAACCUUGACAAUGGACAUUUAAGUACGUAUUGGUGCAGCUUAAAGGUAGGACAAUAUAUCUGUAUCUUUGUAGCCUUUUUCAUUUGUCUGUUGUCGAACAGAAAAGUCUGCAAUGAAGAACUGCUUUGACACAAAGUGCUUCGUAGGAUCUUCAUUUGUACCAAACAAGCUGAAUAAUAGCCAACCUACACUCUUAGAGAAACAAAUGUUCUAAAAGGGUUCUUUGGCUGUCCCCAUGAGUCCUUUGAAGAACCCAUUUGGGUUCCAUGUAGAGAGGGUUCUUCAAAGGGUUCCCCCAUGGAGACAGCCAAAGAAUCUUUUUUUUCUAAGAGUGUACAUAAAUUACAGGCAUGUGUUUUGUACAGAUAUUCAUCCCUCAAAAUAAGUUGGCUUGUCUUGCAGUUUGUAUUGUCAAAAUGUUUUCUUUGACUAAUAUGGUGUACUUGCACAGAGGAUGUCAACAUUGUACCAGAAAAUACAUGACAAAACAAUGUGACAUGGUUGGAUUUUACUCUGUAAACCAUGGCGUUCGCCUUAUGUGUAAAUUGUCUUUAUAAAUGAUAAAUGCGUUGCUUUGUGAAAGAUCUUAUUUUCAAUGCUGCUCACAUUUUCAGUAAGAUGUAAAGAGCUUCCCUCAUUGGAUGGAAUAGCCUCUGUACUCCCUAUGACUUUUGGUCAUAAAAAGAGAAUGUCUAAAAGUGAAGUAUGAAAUCAUGUUAUAUAUUAUCUGUACACUUAGAAAAUGGUUGUCAAGUAAACAUUCAAAAGUAGUACAGACUUUGUAUAUGGAAAAAUAAAAAUGCUAUUGAAAAAAAUGCAAUAGUUUAUGUAAUUACUAGGCUACUGUAUAGUUUGCAACAUUGUGCCUCUUUGGAAUUCUGGAAAUAAAUAUUAUGUGAGUGUG
Messenger RNA from Oncorhynchus keta (chum salmon), 2295 nucleotides. RefSeq names its product ras-related protein Rab-28. The transcript has 8 exons. Gene Ontology annotation, cellular component: Golgi apparatus; endosome. The record is from RefSeq and is a predicted model, not a curated record. Gene Ontology annotation, molecular function: GTPase activity; GTP binding. Bases 171 to 980 code for a protein of 269 amino acids. Lineage: Eukaryota; Metazoa; Chordata; Actinopteri; Salmoniformes; Salmonidae.